Lagopus muta (rock ptarmigan) is the source of this 3425-nucleotide messenger RNA. RefSeq names its product transcription factor 7 like 1 (gene TCF7L1). The coding region runs from base 24 to 1691 and encodes 555 amino acids. Lineage: Eukaryota; Metazoa; Chordata; Aves; Galliformes; Phasianidae. Gene Ontology annotation, cellular component: beta-catenin-TCF complex. The transcript has 12 exons. The record is from RefSeq and is a predicted model, not a curated record. Gene Ontology annotation, biological process: regulation of transcription by RNA polymerase II; canonical Wnt signaling pathway. Gene Ontology annotation, molecular function: RNA polymerase II cis-regulatory region sequence-specific DNA binding; DNA-binding transcription factor activity, RNA polymerase II-specific.
GCGGCGCGGGGCGGGGGGCCGCGAUGCCGCAGCUGGAGCCGGCGGCGGGGGACGACCUGGGGGCUCCGGACGAGCUGAUCGCCUUCCAGGACGAGGGCGAGGAGCAGGACAAGGGCGCGGGGCGCGGCUCGGCCCACGGGGACCUGGACGAGCUCAAGUCCUCGCUGGUCAGCGAGACCGAGGGCCGCGCCGCCGCCCCGGGCGGCCCCGACGCCGAGGCGGAGCGGCCCCCGCAGCCCCGGGAAAGUUUCCAGAAGCCGCGGGACGCGCUCGCUGAAGUGGUCAGACGACAGCAGGAUGGGGGGUUUUUUAAAGGCCCCCCCUACCCCGGCUACCCCUUCCUGAUGCUCCCUGACCUGGGCACCCCAUACCUCUCCAAUGGAGCUCUGUCCCCCGGCGGCGCCCGCACCUACCUGCAGAUGAAGUGGCCGCUGUUGGAUGUGCCGGCUGGGGCCACGCUGAAGGACAGCCGCUCACCGUCACCCGCACACCUGUCCAACAAGGUCCCGGUGGUGCAGCACGCACCCCACAUGCACCCCCUGACGCCGCUCAUCACCUACAGCAAUGACCACUUCUCGCCCGGCUCGCCGCCCGCACACCUCUCACCUGACAUCGACCCCAAAACAGGGAUCCCGCGCCCGCCGCACCCCCCUGAGCUGCCCCCCUACUACCCGCUGUCUCCAGGAGCCGUGGGUCAGAUCCCGCACCCGCUGGGCUGGCUCGUGCCGCAGCAAGGACAGCCCAUGUACUCCAUCCCCCCCGGCGGCUUUCGGCACCCCUACCCUGCCCUCGCCAUGAACGCCUCCAUGUCCAGCCUGAUGUCCAGCCGCUUCUCCCCACACAUGGUCCCACCGCCCACCCACGGGCUGCACCCCUCAGGCAUCCCACACCCCACCAUCGUCUCACCCAUCGUGAAGCAGGAGCCAGCCCAGCCCAGUGCCAGCCCCGGCAGCAGCUCGAAGUCCCCCGUCACAGUGAAGAAGGAGGAGGAGAAGAAGCCCCACAUCAAGAAGCCGCUCAAUGCCUUCAUGUUGUACAUGAAGGAGAUGAGGGCCAAGGUGGUGGCUGAGUGCACGCUGAAGGAGAGCGCGGCCAUCAACCAGAUCCUGGGCCGGCGGUGGCACUCGCUGUCGCGGGAGGAGCAGGCCAAGUACUACGAGCUGGCACGGAAGGAGCGGCAGCUGCACUCGCAGCUCUACCCCACGUGGUCAGCCCGCGACAACUACGGCAAGAAAAAGAAGAGGAAGCGAGAGAAGCUGGCCCAGCAGCAAAGCCACGAGGCAGACACGCCCACCCCGCACCCCGCAGGCGCGCUGCCCUCCAGGAGCAAGAAGCCGUGCGCCCCGCACCACCUGCCUCCCGACAAACCCUGCGACAGCCCGGCCUCGUCCCACGGCAGCAUGCUGGAUUCGCCUGCCACGCCGUCGGCCGCCCUGGCCUCGCCGGCUGCGCCCGCCGCCACGCACUCGGAGCAGGCGCAGCCGCUGUCGCUCACCACCAAGCCGGAGGCCAGGGCUCAGCUCGCCUUCCUCUCCAGCAAAUCCUCCUCCUCCUCCUCCUCCUCCUCCUCCCUGGGCUCCCCCCCGUCGCUGCUCCCCAGGCCCAUCGCCUUCCCCUCGCUGCUGCUCUCCUCCCCGCCGGCCCCGCAGCAGACGCAGCCGCUUGCGCUGGUCACCAAACCGGCCGACUGAGGGGGGUUGAAGAGGAGCCCCCCGCCUGCUGGGCGCCACCGACGCCACAAUCACGAUUCCUGACGCAGCCAAACCAUUAUUGGUCAAUAUUUGACCUUUUCUGAACUGGUUUUUUUUUGGUGGGUUUUUUAUUUUUUUAUUUUUCCUCUUUUGGGAAGCAGACUCUGGAAGAAGAGCCGCUUUCCCUUACCAGCAGUCGACCUGAAGACUGUUUUGAUUAAAAAAGAAGAAAAAAAAAAAGGGGGAAAAGAAGGGUUGUUUUUUUUUUAAUUUUUAUUUUUAAGAAAGAAUAAAAGAAAAAAAAAAAAAAAAAAAGGACCCUUCCUCAAGGCAGAGUGCUGGGCAUCCAGCGCCGGUGCCCCCAAUGCUCCCAGUGCCCCCAGUUCCAUCCCACUGCAGCUGGACGUGGCCCCCAGCGCGGUGCUGGGCUGGGGGCUGUGGGGUGGGGAUGGGGGUGGAGGGCAUUGCAAUCGAAUCCCUGUUAUUUUUCACAAAAACAAAGAAAGAAAAAAAGGAAAUAAAACCACAGCUGCAACUUUGCUGCGUGAGCGUGAUGCGUGCAGGAAGACCCAGAUUGGUGGAGCUCUGCUUUCCUCUGCUGUCCUCUGCAAAUCACUGCUGCUGAUAUCAGCCUGGAGCCCCCGCGGCUCCCAAAGAGCCAAAAAGUCGCUUUUUUUUUGGUCAGAAAAACCAAAAAUCCACAGUCCUGCGAGGGAAUGCAGCCGUGCUCAGCCGACACCGGGAGCGGGAUGCGGCCAGCAGCCUUGAAUGGGAUUUCAUGGGAAAUUAAAGGCAUGAAGAGACCUGUCACAAGAAUUAAAGUCUGGACCGCAGCCAGACAGCUUCAAACAGAUGUUGGACUUCAGCAGGAGAAUAUUUCUUUGUUUCACUUGGAGUUUUCCCAUACGGAGAAGGAACAUCUGUUGGGUGCUCUCCGGGUUCGGAGACCUGCUGCAGGGGAGAGGCACACGGAGCUGCUGCUCGUGGGGCUGCAUGAAGGCAUCGAGUCCUGCACGGCCACAUUCAGCCCUGCACAGGGCUCUGUGGCUGGGGCAGCAGCACACGUCCCCCCGUCCCCGUGCCACCAGGCAGCUGCCAUCUCCCUUUGGAUGACAUCUCGCCGUGCUCCGCUGGCACACAGCACCCGGAACCCAUUUUUCUUUGGGUCACCCCAUCCUUUGUCCUUAUUGCGGCCAUCAAACAGCCCCCCGGCACGUCGCGUCUCCCCCACCCUCCCAGGGCAGCGCUGGCCAUUCAUUAAUUGAAAUGCCUAAUGAGGUCCCGGGGGUCUCCUGCGGACACGGAGCUAAUUAGGGGCUCCCCGGGACCGCUCCUUGCGGGGGGUCGCGCCAGAUGUCGCCCUGCCGCUCCGUACCGCGCUGGGCCGUACCGAAGCAGCCGGGAGCAGAGGUUACAGCUCAUACAUUUUAAUUAGCGUCGUUCACUUCUCCCAUUUGCUAACGGCUUUGAUCCCGUAUCCCGCCCAGCUCAGCGGACCUCGGGGCGCAGCGGCGGGGCCACGGGAUGGGAGGGGGUCCGCUGCCGCCGGGAAGCCUGGCCGUGCUCCGAAGGGGUCGUAGCCAAGAAGCGACGCCCCUGGAGCAGAAGGGCACCGCGAGCCCCGCACCGCCGGCUCUUCUCCCAAACCCCGCUCUGAGCCCAAAGCGCAGCCACACAGCUCUGCGCCUGCGCGCGGCCCUCCCGCCAAGCACCGACGUCUGAUUUGCAUAGCCG